AUGCGCCAACGGUCAAUAAAGGGCGGUUGGCGUCGCCCCCUCCCCUCUCGUGUUCGGGGCGGUUCCCCUCGCACUGCGGUUUCCGGUUUUUCCUCCUCCCUUUCCGGGUGGUCCAGCGGACUCGGCUCGCCAAGCUUUGGUUCCCGCGGGUGCUUUUUUUUCUUGGGCGGCGCCGGGACGCGGAGGCGACGGAUGUCCCGGCGGGGGGAUUCUUCCGCGGGCCUCCCAGCCGCCGCUUGCGAAAAUGAUCAAGAGUUGUAUGAAUGUCCACUGUGUAACCUUGUUUGUAAUGACUACUCAGUUCUACGGGAACAUGUUGAGUUGCAUUUGGAGGAAUCCAGUUGUUCAGAAGGAAGAAACAAAAAUGAUCUAGAAUUGGCACAGCAUAUCCAGAAUGAGGAAGUCAGACAACGGAGAGAGGCUGUGAGACAAGAGAGAGACUUUCAAAAGCUGCAAAAACGAUAUGCCUUGGAUGGUUCUGGUGGGUGCAAGCAGCAAUCAUUGAAGAACAUGGAAAAGGAAGUAACUCAGGGAAGAAUGCCACCUUCUAAGAAUCAAAAGAGAAAAGCUGACCUGAUGGACUUUUUGGCUGGUGGCACUGAUGAUGAAAAUACACAGACUUCAGGCAUUAUCGAAGUGCUCAGCCGUUACUAUCAUACUAAAUGUACAGACAUAAAGCGAGUCUGGCUUUCUGCGGGAGUGGAUCACUUCCAUUGUUCUUUCAGAGACAAAGGCUGGGGUUGCGGGUAUCGGAACUUUCAGAUGAUUCUUUCUUCUCUCCUGAGAAACAGCACCUACCAAGACUGCUUGAAAGAUCUGUCAAUUCCUUGCAUUCCAAAAAUUCAGUCGUUGAUUGAAAAUUCCUGGAAAGAAGGAUUUGAUCCCCAAGGAGCUUCUCACUUCAACAGCAGAUUACAGGGAACUAAGGCAUGGAUAGGAGCAUGUGAAAUUUAUUCACUUUUAACUUCUCUCAGGCUAAAGUGUCAAAUCGUUGACUUUCACCAACCAACUAGCCCAUCAGGAACACAUCCUCGUUUGUUAGAAUGGGUGCAUAGUUACUACAGUUCAGACGACAAGAAUAACGUUCCCAAGUUAGUGUGUACCUCCAAGCCUCCAAUCUACCUUCAACACCAAGGCCAUAGUCGUACUAUUUUUGGAAUAGAAGAAAGAAAGAACAAAUCCUUGUGUCUACUAGUAUUUGAUCCAAGCUGCCCCUCACAAGAAAUGCAAAAACUUUUAAAAGAGACUGAUAUCGACAGUAUGAGGAUGAUUCGGAGAUUUGUGGGUGGCUUAAGACAUAAACAGUACCAAGUGGUGGCCAUAGAUGGUGUGUUGUCAGCAGAGGAAAAAGUUGCCCGUCGGCAGGAUUCUCAGGUCUUCGAAGCUCAGAAAAUUCCUUGAAAGAUGGAUCAC
Molecule: messenger RNA, 1413 nt
Organism: Euleptes europaea (tarantolino)
Lineage: Eukaryota; Metazoa; Chordata; Lepidosauria; Squamata; Sphaerodactylidae
Gene: ZUP1
Product: zinc finger containing ubiquitin peptidase 1
Exons: 9
Coding region: 1-1401 (466 amino acids)
Source: RefSeq, a predicted model, not a curated record